AUGCGGAUGCUGCCGUCGAGCAGCAGGAGGAGAGCCGUGGAUAGAUCCAUGUCUGGCGAUGACGAUGACGAUGACGACGAUGACGAUGACGAUAACGAUAAGGACUACGAUAACGAUGACGAUAACGAUGAGUUUAUCACUUGGUCCGACAGAAGUUGUAGAGUAAAAGCUGUCAUGAUGGAGAAAUCCGUUAAGGUUCUCAACAUCUCCGCUAAAGUCACUAAUCAGGAUAUUGUUGACUUCUUCAAGUUUGCUGGAGACGUUUAUUCUGCAUUUUUCAAAUCGGAUGAAGCAUCGACGUACCCUGCAAAAAAGUGUGCAAUUUUGACAUUCACGGACGGCAACGCAGUUGAGGCUUCACUGUUGCUUUCAGGAACUGUCAUUGGAGACCAACCGAUCCAUGUGCUACGCCUUUCGGACGAGGAUUACUAUGACUUUGCCUCCCAAGAGGCAAUGGUGAAUACGGCUGUAGUCCACAAUUCAACAGAACCGACUCGCAAAUCUGAAUCUGUUGUUGCGUCUCUGCUUGCCUCUGGUUAUCUGCUGAGUAAAGACGCAUUGGAGAAGGCGAGGGCAUUGGACGAUAGUCAUGGCAUCAGCCAAACCGCAUCUACAAGUAUGGCGGCUGUGAGAGAGAAGACUGCUGCUACUGCAGCUGCUCUUGACAGGAGGUUUAACAUCUCUGAGAGGAUGAGUGGUGCAUCUGCUUCUGUCGGCAACGCCUUUUCCAGGGUGGAUAACACAUAUCAUGUGACUUCCAAGGCGAAAGUUGUUGCAGCAACGGCAGAGGCGUCGCUCUCACAGGCUGCACAGCAGGUCAUGAAGAACCCGUACGUUGCAUCUGGAAGGGAUUGGAUGAUCGGAACGUUUGAGCGUGUGAAACAGCAGACUCUUGAGCAAAAGGAGAAGGAGGAUGAGGAGGAUGAGGACGAGGCGCGCGUGCGACGCGAGAAGGUGUCGUUAAAGCCGCAGAUUCGCUCCAUUAAACGGCUGCUGAGCAAGGUGGACCUCCCCCCCGAGGCGCGGCAGCAGCAGGAGGCGAAGCUGGCGGAGCUGCAGCGGCGGGACGCGGAGCGCGUGCGCGCGGAGAAGAGAGCCGCGCUGGCGCGCAAGCUGGGGCAGAAGUACCGCCUAGGGCGCUUCUACGACCGAGUGCGCAUCAUGCGGCGCAUCAAGCGGUUGGAGAGGCGUCUGGAGGAGAUUGAGCGAGGGGGGGAAGGCGGAGGAGGGCACGCGGGCGGUGUGGUGGAGGGGGGAGAGAGUGGGGAGGUGGAGGAGGAAGAGGGGGAAGAGGAAGUGGAAGAUGGAGAGGAAGUGGAAGAGGGAGAGGAAGGGGAAGAGGAGGAAGAGGGGGAAGACGGGGAGAAAUUUGAGGAGCGUGGGGACGAGGAGGGAGGAGAGGGAGGGGCGGGAGGGAAGGGACGGGUGGGAGGAGAAGGAGGAGAGCAAACUGAGGAGAAAGCAGUGGAGAAUGAGCAAGCAGGGGAAGCAAACUGGGAGGAAGAGUACGGGGGAGACACGGAUGAUGACGAGGAGGAGGAGGGGGAGGUGGGGGAGGGGCGAGGCACUCCCGAGGGCGAGAGGGCGAGGAGGGAGAGGGUGGUUCUGAGUGACUGUAAAGCCAUGGGGCGGGACGAGGUGGUGCAGGAGCUGCGUGUGUGGCGCGGGUACCUGGAUUAUGUGCUGUACUUCCCCCUGUGGCGGCACUACGUGUCAGUGGUCGUGAAUCACGGGUGUGAGCACAGCAGCAGCGCGGACAGCAAGCGGCGGUGGGGGAAGAUUCAAGCGCUGAUGGUGCUGGCGCAGCAGAACAAACGCGAGGCGGAGGAGAGGGCGCGGAGGGAGGAGGAGGCGCGGAGGGAGGAGAGGAAGCGGCGGGAGGAAGAGCUUCGUGCUGCAUCACUGCUGGAUGAUGCAGAAGUGGAGGUUAAGGACAGGAAGAAACUGGCGGGGAAGAAAGGUGGGGAGAGGAGUGACAAGGCGGGGAAGGAGAAGGGGAGGAAGGGGAGGGAGGAAGAGGCGCAGACGAGUUUGCUAGUUCCUGCUGGGCUGAAUAAGAAGAAAGUAUUCGUGUAUGAUGAUGAUGAGGAGGGUGAGAUGGAGGGGGGAGGGAAGGAGAGGGAGGGGAAGUGA
Molecule: messenger RNA, 2133 nt
Organism: Closterium sp. Yama58-4
Lineage: Eukaryota; Viridiplantae; Streptophyta; Zygnematophyceae; Desmidiales; Closteriaceae
Source: the annotation of a GenBank genome assembly